AAUUUAUUCAAUUUUAUUCUAACCUAACUUACGCCUUCCGUUCGUUGUAUAAACUUGGAAUUACUGAAGAAUAACUUUUGAAAAUGACUACAAUUGUUGUAAAUGACGAACAAGAGCUAGUUACUAAGCUAGCUUCUAAAAUCGAGAAAAUUGCUAACGAUGCCAUCGAGAACCGUGGGAAGUUUUAUGUUGGGUUUUCAGGUGGUUCCGUGUUAAACUACCUCUGUGAGUGCUUACAAACUGUGGACACUGACUGGUCCAACUGGGUGGUGGCAUUCUGUGACGAACGUGUGGUGCCUGAGAAUGAUGAUGACUCUACCUUCGGCACUUACAAGAGAGAGCUUAUCCCAAAAACAAAGCUAGUAGAGCAGCAAUUUAUCAAGAUAAAGCAAGGAGUUUCAGCUGAAGAAGCUGCAAAGGAUUACACAGAGAAGUUGACCAAGGCAUUUGGUAGUGAGGACUUUGUGUUUGACCUGCUUCUGCUUGGCAUGGGACCAGAUGGACAUACUUGUUCCUUGUUCCCUGGACAUCCGUUACUAGAUGAGACCAAGUUGAAGGUGGCUCCCAUCACUGACUCACCCAAGUUCCCGCCAGAGAGGAUCACUCUGACCUUCCCGACUAUAAACAAAGCAAGGAAUUGUUUGUUUGCUAUCUGCGGCUCAAGCAAGGCAGAUAUGAUUAAACGUAUCCUGAAGGACAAUGAUGAUUCGGUGCCGGCGCGCAGAGUGAAGCCUCACAGUGGCUCCCUCUACUGGGUCCUUGACCAACACUCCGCUAAAAACUUGUAGAGUUUGAGAACAAAAAAUUUGCCCAAUAAAUUAGUCGACUACACAGUAGCCAUAAUAAUAUACCUAUUUAGUAGGUAGAACUUAUAUAGAAGUAGUAUGAAACGAUUUAAUAUCUUUGCUGAUGAUAAACUGCUUAAUUUUUUUUAUCAUGAAGUAAUCUUGGGUAUAGGAUCAUCCGUUUGGAAGCUUCGAACAAAUAGAG
Spodoptera exigua (beet armyworm) is the source of this 990-nucleotide messenger RNA. NCBI's taxonomy places the organism in Eukaryota, Metazoa, Arthropoda, Insecta, Lepidoptera, Noctuidae. The record is from the annotation of a GenBank genome assembly.